AUGACAGAGCGCACCUUCCGCAGCCCAUCUCCAGGACGAAAUCCGAGCCCCCCGGACCCGAACGCGCCGCCCGUCCCUUCGCUCCCAAAGAACGUGCCGCAGUCCAGCGUUGUGCACCGACGUGCCUCGAGCCUCGAGCCGCUAAAUCGCGGAGGCGGAGCAUCGCCUUCGCAGCGAGGAAACGGUCGCGGCGUGAGCCUUGACAGAGGCAGCGGGCCAAGCACCGGCGGACGCGGACAGCGCGCGACGAGCAACCUUGCGCAGGUGGUCGAAGACGAACACGACGCCGCGCAGAGGUCUUCCGUCAACUUCUCGCGCCCCAUGUCUCCCGCAUCAGCGGCCAAGUCUGGCUGGUUUGGCGGUCCCGUCGUCAACCAGGAGGCUGUCAAGAGAGUGACUUCGACCAACACCCGCCCAAACACCUCAUCGGGCGUGGCCAGCGCAGACGUGCGCAGCACACAACAGGCAGUCCAGAAUGCAGCGACGCGCCCAGUCAGCACCCACCAGGUGUCGCGGAGUGUCCAAGGCUCGCGACUCUCAGGCGGCAGCAUGCGAGCGAAGCCCUCUGGAAUCGCUGUGGAGUCUAGGUCAUUCUUGCAGCCAGCACAGAGACAGCCGGGACCCGUCGAUCCAAAAUCUCCCGAUGCCGUCUUUGACCCGUCCACGCGCACCUUUGUGCACAAAAAAGAUGCCAUGGCGCGUCAUCGCGAGCUGCACGAAGAGCCCGAGCAGCCUCCACAGCACUAUGUCGCGCAGCAUUUGGAGGAGCACUAUUCUCCUCGCGCACCUCAGCCGCUGCCACGAACCCCAAGCCCAGUCGGCCGGCCAGCACAGCGCGACGAGUCGCCCGCGGUGCAGAGAAGGGAAGAGAUUGCUCUACCUCGACUAGAUACCACUGCACCACCAACUCGAGGACCAAAUGAUCCCCCAACUGGCAUUCCUGCACAUGUGCCAGAGUCGGCCGCGAGUGAUGUUGCAACAGAGCAAGCGAACACCGGCCGAAAACUCGACAGCACAGCUCAACCGACACAUAUUGACGUGAUGGUCUCGCCAAAGCGGGCACCGAAUCAAGAUGGAGCAUAUCCACGACUGUCAAGUCCGCCUGUUCAAACGACUACUAACACUCUGGUUGGGCAGGGUCGCGGCAGUGUACGCCAUGGGCAUGACCGAGGACAGAGCCUGAGCCCACCUCGAACCGCACAUUUCGCUCCCGUCGCUGUGGAGCUUGCAGGUAUCAAGCACCAGCCCCCGCCGCGAUCCAUCUCGCCUGCGAAAUCUGCUCUGAAGUCAUCCCCGUCAGUCUCGCGGCGAGGAACAUCACCGGUGUCUCAGAAUGGCCGUCUGCUUGGCAGAGGAACACCUAGCGAGGUAUCUGACACAACAUCUGAUGCUGGCUCCAGCAAGAAGAGGCGAAGUGUACGAGUGAGUUUCGAGGAAGAAGCAGCAGUGGCUGGUACCUCUGCAUACGCCGAUACUGCAAGUCCCGCCACUUCUUCGGGCCUUGUUGCAUCGAAGUGGAGUCCGAAGUCCGAAAAGGAGAACGAAUUUGAAGACUUUAUGAAGCCACGCCCCGCUCUUCCCUUGUUUGGCAGCAUACGGGACAAGGAGAAACGGCCAGUACAAGACGAUGUGCCCGAAAAGGUCACCGAGACGGUAUCAUCUACGCCCAUGUCAGCUUCAGUGGGUUCUGUUGGCGAGCCAGUACAAGCUUCUAGUGACCGCGCGAUUGCUGGCAUUGUCAAGCACGAUGUUGCGCAGAAGCAAACGUCGGGCACCGAUCCGCUACCGCCUGAGGUCACAACCGUGGAGGGCAGUGGCUACGUCUCAGAUUCGAGCGAUGACACUGAUAGAAGUACUGCUGCGGAAAAGCAUGGGUCGAUGGACGACUCGUCACAGAUAUUGUCUGCUCCUGAGCCAAAGUCACUGACCACAGCUCCCGAAGACAAGGCCUCUACGCCAUCCUCGAUCAAAGAAAAUGUUAUCGACGUCCCCGAUAUCGCACUGCUACCUGCUACGCCUAGCCCAUAUGAAAAACCCGAGCCCACGUUUCAGCCCUUGGUCAUCCCCGGAGGCUGGGAUGAAAACGUAGUUGAAGCCGGUCGAGAAAGCGAGGUUGCGCCCACGGCGACUGCGAAAGCAGCACAAUCCGCACCAGCCGUUCAGCCUACUCAACACCCUACCAAUCUGCACGAGCUUAUUGCUCGGGACGAGGAGGACUCGAGUGAGGACGACAACAGCAGCGUUUACAGCGAUGCAUACGAAGACUUGGAUGACGGUGGCUUCGCUAGUAUCGAUGCUGUUGUCGAGAGCCCGGUCGCCUCCAAGUCCUCAGGUCUGAUGUUCUCAAGGUAUGCAGACAAGACUACAGCGGAUAAUUCCGGGUUACGGAACGAGACUGUUGUAGAUAAGUCUGAACCAGAUGCCACAUCUAACCAAGAUUGGGACACCACGAAACAACACUGGAGUAGCAUCAACGAAGCCCGAAAGCAGCCACAAGCGGAGUCGGCUUCUUCCAAGGCCCAUACAAGGCUUCAAGCUGUCGUUGCUCCCAUCAAACAAGAGCAACCCAAAGCACAGCGCAAUGUUGGACCACAGUCUGCCCGUACACAGGGCAAGCCAUCAGCAGCACAGUCACAGACCCCCCAAUCCUCUCCGAAACCUCUCAAGUCAGCCUUGAAAAAGGCUGCCGUGCCACAGCCAGCUGUACCAGCGCAAACCCAGCCACACAUACGGAAGACAAUGCGGGAUCAGAUGCCAAGGGACGAUGGAGCCGCACAGCCUCAGAUGAGGACUUCCAUGAGAGGUCCGCCUGGAAGGGACGCUCGUUCAGCGGAGCCUCAGAUGCGGAAGUCCAUGCGCGCAGCGCCACCUGCGGCCCCGCGGGAGCAGACUCAGAUAAGGACAAGCAUGCGCGGAGCAAGUCCUGUCGGACUGGCAGCAUCACGGCAUAGCCAAAAGCCUCCGCGAGCUGCGCUACAGAAGAAGCAUAUUCCGGCUGGCGCUGUUGCAGCAAAACCUCGACCACAGAGUAUGGCCAAUGUGCCUAUGAAGCAGGCUGCUCCGGUCCCCACAUAUGACAGUGACUCGGAUGCCUCAGCAAGCAGCUUCCAGAGAGCUCGCGGUCGACGCUCAGGGAACCAGAACAAUCGCUACACAAUGCGUGCUUCAAUGCGGCAAGACGCCGCGCCAACAAUGAGGGCUGCUGCACCCGCUCCCAAGCAACCGAUUCGAUCAAUCUCGCCUCCUGGGUCUCCCUCUCCGGCUCUAAGAAAGUCCAUGCGGCCCUCUUCACCGACGCCAGAACCACCAAAGUCGUCCAGGUUCAGUAUCCGCUCGCUCUCCCCCAUGGGCAGGUUCAGAAACAGCAAGCCUAUUGAAGCCGGACCACCAACAUCGACUCCCCCAAGGAAACCAUCUGGUUUAAGCAAACAAGUCAAGCAGAAGGCCCCGACUGCCGAGCGCGCAAAACCGGCUUUCAAAAGUCGCUUCGCGGACUCUAGCGAUGAGGAUGACGACGGUGGACCAUCCCGUUUCCAAAGUCGGUUUGCGGACUCAGAUGAUGAUGAGCCAAGCGGUUACACACUGCCCCAAGGACUGACCCCCGUACGAGGCAUCCCAAGAAAAGCUGGCGAGGAGGAUGGGGACUCCACGGACCUUGAGGAGGAGCUAGAUGAUGCGCCUAUUCCUGUUUCUACUCCGACGAAAGCCACGGUUACCACACCAGCUGCCAAUGGUGGUGCAAACGGACAAGGUGCAACCCUAGCGAGCGGCUCCUUGCGCGACAGCAAGCACGCCUCAUUGCCCGCUUUCGAGGGAGGCGGCAAAUCGAAAGCAAAGCGAGGCUUCUUCGGCCUUGGAAAGAAGAGGACCACUGCUUCCCCAGCUAGCGCACCUCAGUCUACCCGCCAAUCCGCGGAGAUUCCAGAACCUAUCAAGGCAGCUUCUUUCGACAUACCCGCCCCUCCCCAGCACCGCAACCGCGACCAAAGCGCUCCCCUUACCCCCAUCGACGAGGACAAAGACUUUGGCACUUCGGCGCAGAACUCACCCCAAGUCGGAAGAUCUCCCAAGCUGCAACGUCACUCAACUCCCGAAUGGCCACUCCCGCGCAACAACAUUCCCAUCCCACCGAUCCCCGAAGAUGAUAUUCGCCCUAUGAGCUCAGACGGCAUCGCACCGCGCAGACCGCGCUUCGCCCUCCGAACGGCCAGCCAGAUGUCAACUGCCACGGCCCCGGACAUGGCGGGACGGUCCGUCUCAUAUGGCAAGACCGGGAAGAAGAAGAAGUUCCAGGGUCUAAGGCGCGCUUUUGGCCUCAAAGACUGA
Molecule: messenger RNA, 4326 nt
Organism: Parastagonospora nodorum SN15
Lineage: Eukaryota; Fungi; Ascomycota; Dothideomycetes; Pleosporales; Phaeosphaeriaceae
Exons: 2
Coding region: 1-4326 (1441 amino acids)
Source: RefSeq, a predicted model, not a curated record